This is a messenger RNA of Aedes albopictus (Asian tiger mosquito), 5190 nucleotides long. RefSeq names its product homeotic protein antennapedia (gene Antp). Gene Ontology annotation, biological process: negative regulation of transcription by RNA polymerase II; anterior/posterior pattern specification. Gene Ontology annotation, cellular component: nucleus. The transcript has 4 exons. Lineage: Eukaryota; Metazoa; Arthropoda; Insecta; Diptera; Culicidae. The record is from RefSeq and is a predicted model, not a curated record. Gene Ontology annotation, molecular function: RNA polymerase II cis-regulatory region sequence-specific DNA binding; DNA-binding transcription factor activity, RNA polymerase II-specific. The coding region runs from base 2339 to 3316 and encodes 325 amino acids.
ACCGACCACCAGAUAGAAAACACACUCGGACAGACUCACCAACAUUCACGCAAACACCAGCCGUGAGCUCCAUAGAAGCUCUCACAGCCAGGGCACUCCCGUCAAGUAAGCACGUUACCCACGACUCAUCGGCCCGUCCGUUUUGAGCCGGGAUGCGUUGGUUUUCCUUCCAGAAUCUCCUUUCUAAGGCUGCAUGGUUCUCCCCGCCGCCACCGGCCGCCUGGCUGACUGACGACGGACUGAUGUUACACUCCCUGCUGCCGGGUUGCGUUUUGGAUUUCUAUGCCAUUUUCCCUUUCUGUCUUUUAUGCUUAUGCUGUUGCGCUGUUUUCCAUCCUGGCUGGCAUGGCUGGAUGCAUCAGAGCAUGGAUCGGACGGAGAAGAGUUUCAUUCACUCAUUCGUUCGUUCGUUGGUCGAUCGCAAUGCGAUUCUCGGUCGGAAUCUAUACACACACGUCGUAGUAGUAGAGCCGGGAGGAUUGGCACACUCUGGCCGACGAGCGUUUGUCGGGGGGUUUUCAUACAGAACAGAUUAGCAACAGCAGAAGGUACUACAUCAACGGCGCGGAAUUGUGUUUGAUGUGUGUUGUUGCUUUGGCUCUCGUCGGUGUGCUCAACUGGCUCGGUGUGCUGCACCGUUGUUCGUACGAAACGCGCGGUAUUUCACUGAACAGCAGCGACCGACCUUCCGAUCCAACUUGCAAGGGAGGAGAGUGUGCUGUGCGCCCGCGUUUGUUGUGAGUUGUGUUUUUUCAAGGGAUUUUUCAUUAGAGAAGCUUAGUAUUUGCAUGACACUCGGGUAAAUAAGACAUAGCGAAUAAGCCACGCGCGCGACAAUGGAAAUCGCCAUUUUUCGCGGGUGUCGUGUGUGCAGUGUGAAACAAUUUGCGUGAAUUUGGUUCAAUCAGUAUUUGUUCAGUGUUCUAUGGCAUCAACUUGGAAUUUAAUCAAGAAUGUGCUAAUGAGCAUGUUUCAAUCUAAGUAGCCCGAUCGGUCGUUGUUUACAUAUGACCGCGACAAACGUGCGUGUUGGUUAACCGCUCGAAGAAGACCGUGACCGUGAUUAGCGUGAAAUAAUCUCAAAGAAUUACAACUGAUUAGGAGUUUCUACGGUAGCAUCAAGCCGUUUUGUAUUGUUACCUUCCGGCAGAAGAAGUCCCGCAGUGAAGUAGUAGAAAGUGUUUCCUAAUUAUGUGUCUUCAGGUUGGUGAAUCCCUUUCCGUAGUGUGACACAAGUUGAGCGGCGCGCGAAGAAAAUCAGCGCCAGCGUGCAACAAGAGGGCAGAAAACAGUGAGAAUCGAAGGCAAAAAAUUGUAAGAUUUAUGAUUCGAUUGCAAUCGUCGUACAGAAAACCGAGGAAAAGGCGACGCAAGAAAAAAAGAGAUAAUUUAUUAGUAUUGGAUUCAAAUUCAAAUAAAAAACGAAAGCAAAGAAUAGAAAGGAAACCAUACUGGUGACGACCGCAGAAGAUGGUUCUCUAGAGAAAGUGAGAGUGGUUUCGGAGAAGCAUAAAGUAUUGGCUUUCAAUUAGAGAAGCGAUGCGUUGCGGAAGGAAGUGUUAAACGAGCUCAUCGAACUGGGAAGAAAGGAUAACCCUUCAACCGACCAGAACCGUACUGAUAUCAUACUGGCCCAGCAUCGAUGAAUCGUGAUCCAACUUGAGAGCAGCUUUUUCUUAGUUUGGUUUCAACGGCAUUUUGUCUUUUGGAUUAAUCACAGCAAACACCACCGAUCAUCAUCCAUCCCCGAUACAACUCCAUCUGCUGGCUAGAGGAUACCUAAGUGUGUAUAAGUGUGCACGUGUAUUUGUGUGCGUCGUAUGUGAGCAAGUUUUCAAUUGCGCUUCGUUUGAGUCAGUGCAUACGAUUUGUUGUGUUUUGCCAUAAAAAUUACAGUGAAAGCAAAAGUUGCUCGAAGCAUCCUAGUAUUCAUCACCACGUUGUAUAAAAUAUCAUCCUCACGAAAAAUUCACGCAUGCCAGGCAUAAAUCGUCAAGAGAAAAGUCAAUACACAAUAAGAAAAGCUUUUGUGAUAGUUUUACAAAUUAAGUCUACUACCUAGGUAAGGAAAUAGUAAAAGUAUUAAGUGAAAGUGUGAAAUUUGAAACGGUACCAGUGAAGCAACCACCGUCAUACGACCACGUAUUAUCCAAGUUGUAUUAAAAUUCAUGGAUUUGACACGAUAUUCAUCGAUCGCAUACGAGACAGAUGAUUGAUCACUAAUCUCCUCGAUAGAUCUGGAGCUGAGUGUUGAUUUUGGAGCAUCCUUGUCAGCUUUUCAAGCAACAAUUCUGCAAACCGAUAGCUAAGCUUAAGCGCCCAAACCAAACCUUUCAAAAUGACAAUGAGUACAAAUAAUUGUGAAAGUAUGACGUCAUACUUUACAAAUUCCUAUAUGAAUUCAGACAUGCACGGCCAUUACCCUGGGACUGGAGUGGAUGGUUUGGAUACGAGUCAACAGAUGUACCACCACAGUCAGAGCCACGCCAGCCAGGGAAACAUGCCUCCGUAUCCACGCUUUCCGCCCUACGACCGGAUGGGGUACUAUCAGCAAAAUAUGGAUCCUGCCGGAUACGCGCGAGCCGAUAGCCCUUCGAGUCAGGUGGGUGGAGUGAUACCUCAGCAAACGAAUGGCAAUCCCUUACAGCAAACGCAAGUACAACCUCAACAGCAGCAACCGAUUGUUUACGCUAGCUGUAAAUUGCAGGCCGCGGUAGGUAAUGGCCCAAACGGUCUAGGAACCUACGGUGCUGAAAAUGGAUCCCCUCCGUUAGAGCAGAUGGGCCAUCAUAUGAACACCGCACAAAUGACAAUACCUCAGCAUCACAUGGGACACGCACAGGGUCAGGAUUGUUUUCCCCCCGAUCAGGUGCACCAGAAUCCACAGCACAUGGGCAUGUACACUAAUACGGGUGGUGGUCCUCCCGGCGUUGUACCACAGCAACCACCAAAUAUGAUGCACCAACAACCUCCACAGCUUCACCAAGGACAGCAACCACCGCCAAACAGUCAAAAUUCCAACUCGGGCCUUCAGUCGCCACUCUACCCAUGGAUGAGGAGUCAGUUCGAACGAAAACGUGGUCGCCAGACGUACACCCGAUACCAAACGCUGGAGCUGGAGAAGGAGUUUCACUUCAAUCGCUACCUUACCAGGCGGCGGAGGAUCGAGAUCGCACAUGCCCUGUGUCUGACGGAGCGCCAAAUCAAAAUCUGGUUCCAGAAUCGGCGAAUGAAGUGGAAAAAGGAAAACAAGACCAAGGGCGAACCGGGAUCGGGUGACGAGAACGACAUGACACCACCGCAGUCCCCGGCGUAAAUCGGUGUACUCUCGGUGUCCAUCUACCGGCCAACAUAGCUUGAAUGAAUGAUGUUAGUGACUUUUGUAAUAUUGAAUUUUCUUCUUCGGUUUAGUAGAAUCACUACACAGUCCAAGUUUUUAAUUUCAUAACAAAAAUUCACCGAAUUUGUUUCGAUACUACAGGUUUUGUACAUUUCAAUUGCAGACCUACGAAUAAAAGCAUAAAGAUUUUGGAAAACAAAAUUUGUUAUACCCAUUGAGCGUACUUUAUUAUCAAAAACAAAAAUAAAAAACAAAAUACCUUCGUAGUGGACAGUUUGCUGCAGACACAACCCAAUGGUAAAUAAUUUAUUACGCUAGCAAAACGAAAAAAAAGCAAACAACUCAUGUGACCUCAAAACUAAUGUUAAUUUAGAAAUACAUGAUCCAAGAAUUCAAAAAUCUGAUAGCAGAUUGAUGGAAACAGAAAGUAAGUAAAAAUGUGCAAUGCGAGAAAAAUCUUUUAUCCAUUUUAGAUAAAAGGGAAACUAUUUGUGGAAGGAUAAAUAGAUAUUCUAAUAAUAUACGUACAAAAGUGCUUCAAUAUUCAAACACAAGGUAUUUCGUGACGGUCGGCCCAGAAAAUAAAUGUUCGAACACAUGCAUAAUUCGGAAACUCAUUUCGUGCAGUACUCGAGAUAAUCACACAUCAUAAAAUAAUCCAUUUUGCUAUUGAUUUCUGUUUCCACCAUAAUUUCUCCAAACAAACAGCAGAGAGGAUGUUUGAACCUCAAACGAGGCAAAGAGCAGAAAAGAGAGAUAAUAUCCAAACAAACUAUACCAAAGGCAAUAGAAUAAUUUAAUUAUUGCAGUUCAUUUUCAUUCUGCGUCCAUUUAUUAUUUAAUGAAAAUCUCACAUGGAGGCAGCAAUCGUAAUUUAUUUGAAUAUUUCACUGUUGUUACUCAUUCGUACGUGCCCAUAAACUCUAUGAAACUAUAUUAGAGGACCGAUUUCUCGUCAUCUGUAUAAUAGUUUACAGAAAAAUAAAGCAGUCAUGACCCCAGUGAUGGAAGUUCUAUUUUCACCUUGAGUUGGAUAAGUACAUGAAUUGGUACAAUCAGGCGCUCCUAGUAGUUCAGAAAAUCAAAUUGAUCGAAUACACACACACACAUAUAUACGAAAAUGAGGUAUACGACUCUUGUAGAAUACUGAUAGUAUGGAAAAUAAUAUUUAGAAAUAUUUUCAAUAAACCUGCUACACAUUGUCAUCCAAAUUUCCGUUUGGCAGAUUAAAACUGGUUAUAGUGAAUCAAUACAAUGUGCGAUUGCAUUUAUUGGGAAAUUGAAAGAAGAAUAGGACACUUAAGCGAACUAAUGUGAUUGUUCUGUUGUGUUGCCUGCUAUUUUGGGAAACAGGCAAAUAACAAAAAAGAAACCGAAAAGAUGCAUCAAAAUUUAGAGAGGAAACCGAAAAUACGUAAACAAAACAAGGUGAGUCGAAUAUUUAUAAUUUAUACAAGUCUAAUUCACUGAUGAAAAUAGAAUAUACGUAAGAGGUAAACUCAUGACAUUAGCCUUUAAGGAUUGUGUAAUUACUGAAAAUACAGAUAGUAUGAAAGAUGCAAGUCCCAAAAAUUUUAAGUAACUAGACAGUAAAAAGCAACAACAAAUGAUGAUGAUAACGAUGUACGUAAAAUAUAUAUUUAACCAUAAACGGUAAGGGAUAAACUUCAGCAGUAAGACAUAUAUAAAAUAAAAAAAAUUAUCUCGUUAAAAAGGCAACACAAAUAUGUUAUGAGUACAUGAGAUCCCAAGAUAUUUGAUUAUGAGAUAAUACACUGUAAUAAAAUUUGUAAAUACCAAAUCCUCACAGAAUGGAAAAAUAAUAAACAGAAUGAUAAAAUUAUAAACGA